AUGGAUGAUAAAAAGAAACAUCACAAGAAAAAGAAAGUAGGUAAGAAGAGCAAAAAAAAAAAGAUCAACAAGAAUGGAAACAAUAAAAAAUAUCAUAAAGCUUUUGCAUUUAGUGGAGGUAUAAAAAGUGCUCAUAGAAGAAAACAACAUUUAUUUGAAUUAGAAGAAAAAAAGUUAAGAGUACAAAAAGUUUAUAAAGAAGGUAAUAAAAGUAGUCCUUUAAUUGUAGUAAUUCAAGGUGCUAAAGGUGUUGGUAAAAGUACUUUAUUAAAAAGUUUAAUAAAAUAUUAUGUAGGAAUAACAAUAAAUGAUAUUAAAGGACCUAUAUCUAUUUUUACAAAGAAUUUAAAAAGAUAUACAUUUAUCGAAGUUAAUGAUGAUAUAUUACAUAUGAUAGAUGUUGCAAAAAUUGCUGAUAUAUGUAUACUUGUUAUUGAUGGAAGUUAUGGUAUAGAAUUAGAAACUCUGGAAUUUUUAAAUAUUUUAUAUACUCAUGGACUUCCUAAAGUUUUAGGUGUUGUCACUCAUUUAGAUAAAUUUAAAGAUAGUAAAAGCAUACGAAAAAGAAAAAAAAAACUAAAUAAAAGGUACUCAGAAGAAUUAGUCGAAGGAUCCAAACUAUUUUUUCUAAGCGGUAUACAAAAUAAUAGAUAUAAUAAAACAGAAAUAAGAAAUUUAUGUAAAUUUUUAUCGGUAAUCAAAAAACCCAUAAUUUCGUGGAGAGAACAACAUGGAUAUAUAUUAGGGUUGAAAUUAGAUGUAGACGAUCUUUUAAUUAAUAAUCAAAUUACAUCUCAAAAAAAAAACCUUCAAAGUGAACAUGUUCACAAUGAAAAUUAUGUGAAUCACACAUCUUAUGAUAAUGAUGAAGAAAAUGAAAAAAAACUCACCAACUUUUUAACAAAUUGUGAUGAAAAAAUUAAAAUAUCUAUUGAAGGAUAUGUUUAUGGAAGUAAAAUUUAUAAAAAUCAAAAAGUACACAUUCCUAAUAUUGGGGAUGUUGAAAUUGAUAACAUACAAAUCUUACAGGAACCUUUUAAAUUAGAUGAACAAAAAAAGAACCCAAAUAUUUAUGCUCCUAUGUCAGAUGUGGGAAAUCUAACAUUUGAUUUUGAUAACAUGUAUAUUCAUAUACCAAAGAAUAAAGUUAAUUUUACCAGAGACGAAUUUUUGUUGGCUGACCAAAGAGAGGAAACAAUUCCAGGGGAUCGCAGCAGCGAAAAGAAUGGUAAUACAUUGAAGGAUGGUGAAGUAGGUAGUGAUGUAGAUGAUAACGAUGAUGAUGUAGGUGAUGAUAACGUUGAUGUAGGUGAUGAUAACGUUGAUGUAGGUGAUGAUAACGUUGAUGUAGGUGAUGAUGAUGACGUUGAUGAUGAUGAUGAUGAUGAUGAUAACGAUGACUAUGAUGAUGAUGAUAACGAUGACGAUGAUGAUAAUCAGAAUACUGAUAAAUCCUCCCAUCAUAAUAAACAAAGUAAUGACAAUGAAAAAUACAUAACAGAUAGCAUAAAAAUGAUAAGAGAAUUACAAAAAUCGAAUGGUGUUUUUUCAAAACAACAAAAAGACAAUUUGAUUCUUUUUAAUGAAACGAAUGACAAUAAUGGCCCAUCCAAUAUAAGGAGGAAAGCCCCAUCGAAUGUUUACAUCAGUGAAAAACAGAAAAAGAAAAAACAGCAAGAUAGUUAUGUUAAUGAAAAGGCAGAAGAAUAUAAUAAAUUGGAAUCAAUUCUUUAUGAAAAAAAAAACAAUGACGAAGAAUAUUAUUGUGCAAAUAAUGUAACCAUUUCUUCUGAUGAUGAUAAAGAGGAAAAUGAUGCUUCCUUUAGAGAGUUUUACAGAAAGUAUGGAUUAAACGCUGAUAUGUCUGAUGACGGGGGGAAUAAUGAUGUAAAUAUAUAUAAUGGUCAAGAAAACGAGGAGAAAUUAAAAGAUACCUAUGAUAAGCUUAUUGAUGGGGGGGAAGACGAAGAUGACUAUGAUGAUGAAAAUGAUGAAAAUGACGAUGAUGAUGAAAAUGAUGAUGAAAAUGAAAAUGAUGAUGAUGAUGAAAAUGAUGAAAAUGACGAUGAUGAUGAAAAUGACGAUGAUGAUGAAAAUGAAAAUGAUGAUGAUGAUGAAAAUGAUGGUGAUGAAAAUAAUGAUGAUGGUGAUGAAAAUGAUGAUGAUGAUGAAAAUGAUGAUGAUAAUAAUAAUAAUAAUAAUAAUAAAGAAUUAAAACAUAAAAAUACUUUGGAUCCUAACAAAUCCAAGGUGAGUCGAAUGGAAGCACACGACAUAGCAGACAUUUUAUCCUUUGAUAACAAAAUUAGUCUGGACACCUUUAUAUACGAUUUUAGUUACAUUAAUCGAAAAAACAAUUUACUAUAUUUUAGAGGGGAUGUUAUAAAUGUAAUAAAGCGAGAAGAAAGAAAAUUAGAUGAGUCAUCCCAUUUGCAAGAAUAUGAAGAACACUUUUAUUUUAUAAAAAAUAUGUUAAGCACAGAUAUCGUUGAAGAUAAGAAAAGAGUAUGUUAUAGUUUUAUGAACGAGGAUAAUUAUUAUUAUGAUAAGUUAGAUACUUUUAGGAGUGAUGAGGAAGACAUUUUUAUUUUUAAUAAUUUGUCUAUAUCUGUAUAUGAUAUAGUAGAUAGCAAUAUAGUGGAUAAUUUCUUUUCACGUUACGAUAAGGUGUAUAGGAUGUUUUUUAAGAAUCGCAAGAGAGGAGAUAUGGGAAUAAAUAGCGAAGGAGAUGAUAAUAACAAUAUUGAUGAUAAUAAUAGUAAUAGUGGUGAUAAUAACAACCAUAGUGAUGAUAAUAACAACCAUAGUGAUGAUAAUAAUAGUAAUAGUGAUGAUAACAAUAUUAAUAGUGAUGAUAACAAUAUGAAUAGUGAUGGUGAUAAUUACUUGAAAGAUAAGGAUAAAGGUAACAUAGGUAACGAAACGGAUAUAAAAGAAAACUUAAAAAAGGUAAAAGAAGAGAAAUUGAUUGAAAAAGAAAAAUAUCGAGAAACUGAAAAAAUCGGUGUUUUAAAUAGUGGUUAUGGUUCAUCAGUAAAUAUAGGAGAAUAUGUACGUAUUGAACUAAAUAUAGAAAAAAAAAAGCUAGCAAUAUUAAAAAAUAAUUUAAUAAUAUGUGGUGGUAUACAAACAUAUGAAGAAAAAGAUUCAUUAAUACAUUGUAGAAUAAAAAAGCAUAGAUGGUUUCCAAAAUUAUUAAGAUCUAAUGACCCAUUAAUAUUUUCAGUAGGAUGGAGAAGAUAUCAAAGUAUCCCUAUAUAUUCAAUAAGCGAAAGAAAUAAUGUAAGAUUAAGAUAUUUAAAAUAUACUACUGAACAUAUGCAUUGCAAUUGUACUUUUUAUGGUCCAUUGGCUAGUGUGAAUAGUGGUAUUUUAGCUUUAUAUAAUUAUAAGAAGGUUCCUUUUUAUCGUAUAUGUAUAAAUGGUUUAAUAAUAGAAACAAAUAAUAAUUUAAAUAUUAUGAAGAAAUUAAAAUUAAUAGGGGAACCAUAUAAAAUAUUUAAAAAUACAGCUUUUGUUAAAAAUAUGUUUAACUCUGAUUUAGAAGUAUGUAAAUUUCUUAAUUGUCCUGUUGUAACUCCUAGUGGUAUUAAAGGAUUAAUUAAAAAUAAAAUAAAUAAUAAUGGUGAUUUCAGAUGUACUUUUGCAGAUAAAAUCAGAAUGAGUGAUAUUGUUAUACUAAAAUUAUAUGUAAAUGUUAAAAUAAAGAAAUUUUAUUAUUUCGAUAUUGAAAAUAAAAUUAAAUCCAUAAAUGAACUCAGAUAUUUAUAUAAUAUUUAUGUUAAUCAUAAUAAUAAUUAUAGAUCUAUGCCAUUCAGACAUUUCUAUCAUACCAAAAUUCAAAUCAAAUCAAAAUUAUUAAAAGAUUUACCUUUCAAAUCAAAACCUAAAUUAUUCAAAAAAUUACAAAAUCAUUCCAAUUUAAACAACAAACAACAAACAAAUAAUAUUAAUAACAAAAAAACAAAAACAGAUCAAAUCAAUUUUAAUGCUCUACCAAAUCCAAAACUUGCUGCAAAAUGGUACCAAAUGUUACACACAAUUAAAAAAAAUAUACUAGACCAAAAAAAAAUCAAAUCACAAUUAUCUUAUCACAAAAAGUUAAAGGAAAAAUUAAAAAUACAACAAGCAAAGAGUCAAGUCGUAAAACAAAGGAAAAAAAUUUCAUACAAAAAGGGAAGAAAAUAA
Molecule: messenger RNA, 4188 nt
Organism: Plasmodium reichenowi
Lineage: Eukaryota; Apicomplexa; Aconoidasida; Haemosporida; Plasmodiidae
Product: small ribosomal subunit assembling AARP2 protein
Exons: 1
Coding region: 1-4188 (1395 amino acids)
Biological process (GO): ribosome biogenesis; maturation of SSU-rRNA from tricistronic rRNA transcript (SSU-rRNA, 5.8S rRNA, LSU-rRNA); endonucleolytic cleavage of tricistronic rRNA transcript (SSU-rRNA, 5.8S rRNA, LSU-rRNA)
Cellular component (GO): nucleus; 90S preribosome
Molecular function (GO): GTP binding; U3 snoRNA binding; GTPase activity
Source: RefSeq, a predicted model, not a curated record